This is a messenger RNA of Chlorella variabilis, 990 nucleotides long. RefSeq lists its product as hypothetical. The annotation marks the transcript as partial. Gene Ontology annotation, molecular function: mRNA binding. NCBI's taxonomy places the organism in Eukaryota, Viridiplantae, Chlorophyta, Trebouxiophyceae, Chlorellales, Chlorellaceae. The record is from RefSeq and is a predicted model, not a curated record. The transcript has 4 exons.
AUGGACGUGGGGCCAGCCGCAGCGCGACCCAUCCUCCUGAGCAGCGCGGCACCAGCGCCAGGUGCGGAGCAGCAGCAGCAGCAGCAGCAGCAGCAGCAGCAGCAGCAGCAGCAGCAGGAGCAGCAGGCGAGGGCCGGCCUGCCGGCAGCGGACGUGGCACGCCUGGCAGCGACGCAACCACCCACAGCCACACCAGCAGCUGGGAUCGACUACCUCACAAUGACGCAGCCUAGCAACGCGCAGCCGGACAGCAGCACCCCCGAGGGCGCGUCGGCGGCCCCGCUGCCGCUGCAGUCGCAGCAGCACGUGGAGGCGCCCGCGGUGGUGGCGCUGCCGCUGCCGCUGCCGGGCGGCGGCAAGCCGCAGCUGGCGCUGCCAGUCCCCGGCGGGCUGGUACCUUCUGGCCUGGUCCCCGGCGUACCCACCUCUGAGAGCAGUACCAGCGUGCUGCUGGGGGCCAGCCACAGCCCCGACACGGGCCUCAUCGCCGUCUCCAACUCCUCUGCCAGCCUGGCGUCCAGCGGGGCGGCCGGCGAGGGCAACAAGACGCUCUACCUGGGCAACCUGCACCCCUUUGUGACGGAGCAGACGCUGCAGGAGGUGUUUGCGGGGCUGGGCGGCAUCACCGAGCUUAAAGUCAUCAAGGACAAGGCCACUGGGGUGUCUGCGGGCUACGGCUUCGCCAAGUUCACGGACAGCAGCAGCGCGCAGGCGGCACUGGACAAGGUUGCCAAGACGGUGCUGUUUGGCCAGGAGGCGCGCAUAAACUGGGCGUUCCAGAAGGAGCAGAAGGAGGAGGUGGCCACGCACUUCCACGCCUUUGUGGGCGACCUGAGCUCAGACGUGACCGACGCCAUGCUCCACGGCGCCUUCCAGAACUGCCCCGGCUGCAGUGACGCGCGCGUGAUGUGGGACCACGCCACCGGCCGCUCCCGCGGCUACGGCUUUGUGUCGUUCAGGCACCGCGAGGAGGCGGAGGCGGCGAUCCAG